Homalodisca vitripennis (glassy-winged sharpshooter) is the source of this 519-nucleotide messenger RNA. Its product is annotated as glyceraldehyde-3-phosphate dehydrogenase-like. The record is from RefSeq and is a predicted model, not a curated record. Gene Ontology annotation, molecular function: oxidoreductase activity, acting on the aldehyde or oxo group of donors, NAD or NADP as acceptor. NCBI's taxonomy places the organism in Eukaryota, Metazoa, Arthropoda, Insecta, Hemiptera, Cicadellidae. The coding region runs from base 1 to 519 and encodes 172 amino acids. The transcript is spliced from 4 exons.
AUGGUGAAAUUGCUGACAAAGAAGUUGAGUUUCUACUACCAUUCCGAACUUCCUAUCUAUGUGAGUCAGGAUUCUCCACAUCUGCUAGCUGGAGGGAAGGUCGGCGGUGCCUUGCAGAAUAUCAUCCCCAGGUCGACCAAUGCAGCCAAAGCUCUGGGGCAGGUUCUGCCGGAUCUAGAAGGUAAACUGACAGCCGCGUCUGUGAGAGUUCCACUUGCCAGUGGCUCACUCAUUGAUCUCACUUGCAGGUUAAAGAAAGAAGCCUCUCUGGAUGAAAUCCGAUGUGCACUGUGUGAAGCCAUGGAUGGAUCCAUGGUUGGGAUCAUUGAUGUGACCAAUGAGAAGGUAGUGUCCUCUGACUUCAUCGGCUCUCACUAUUCAUGCGUAUAUGACUCCAGAGCCAGCAUGGUUGUUGGCAAGAAGUUUGUAAAGCUCUUUGCUUGGUAUGACAGUGAAUACGGAUAUGCCUGCAGAGUAAUCGACCUGAUAAAGUUCAUGCAUGCGGAACAAAAAUCAUGA